AUGCCUGGACUGGAGGACAUCAGGAUCCAGGCACAAAACAUCGAUGCUGCGGUAGAAGAGAUAAUUAGUGUUUUGGAGGACACAAGCAAAGGAAAUGUGAUCUACUUCCAUGGAUGGCGGCGAUUAGGGGCUUCAGCGGCACUAAAGGUGGUUGCCCAACGUCUGAAAUCAUCAAAAUCAAAGUUUGACAAGGUUAUUCAUGUGGAUUGCUUUGUGUGGAAAAGCAUGAGGGCCCUGCAAAAGGCAGUAGCAGAGGAGCUGGAGCUUCCGCUGUCUGUGAUGGCUAUCUUCGAUCGGUGUGACGAGGACGACGAUUUCAAUGGGAUAGAGCAAGGGUCCAGAGGGGUGAUAGAAGAUAUCAGCAGGGAAAUAUGCAGAAAGCUUCUCAACAGUAGAUUUGUGCUGUUUUUUCUCAACGGGAGCAGAAGAUAUAUUGAUUUCUACGAGUGUGGUGUCCCAACAAUACCACUUUUGGGUAACAAGGUGUUGUGGACCUGGCACGGGAGGUUUCGGCUCGAUCUCGUGCUAGAUGACGGGGAACCAGAAAAGAUGAUGAUGCAGACUAAUGUUUAUCUAAAGAUGAUGAUGCAGACUAAUGUUUAUCUCCGUACUUCUCAUGGAUAUGUUUCUGAACAGUUCUGUAAUCUAGUUCAUGAAGAGGCCGAGGAGGUUGCCACUUGCACGAGGAUUGCUAAGCCUGGCUAUAUGAACCACAAGGUAGUGAAGCAGUGCGUCCUGUACGCCCUGUACGGAUGGGCACAAAUAAUCUUCUCUCCUACAGGUCUGGUGGACUUGGACACCCAUGGACCAAACUAUUGGAUCUGUGAUGGGAUUAUACAGGUCCAAGGCAAUACAUCAGCAUGGGAGAUUGGCAAUUCUCUGCAGAGGAACAUAAGCCUGGAUUGGGUUAGGAAGAACCCUGAAGGCACAAGAUACUUAGCAGAGUUGAUUACGGGAAACAGUAAUGUUGAUGAUGAUCGCUGGGUUUAUGUCACACACAAGGAUCUGCUGCAGGAUGAUACUGGUGUGCUACGUCCUGGGGUGACAUCCUUCUUUGUGCUUCCCGAUGAACCACCAAUAAAUACAAUACCAGUAUUGCAACCUAGCCUGUUCCAACAUUCACGAAAUAGCAAGCUGCGUGUGUUACACCUCUCUCGCUGCAGAUUCAGUUUUGCAUCUCCUCCCUUCCUCUGUUGCAGCCAACUAAGAUUGCUCCAUCUGGACCAGUGCACAAAUAUGACAGGUGAUGAUGAGCAUCCAAGCUACAACGAAAACAUAUCAUGUUUCCAGAAGCUAUGGGUGCUGGAACUGAGGUAUACACACUGGUACUGGCUGCUAUCUGAAAAGAUGAAGAGAUUGAUGGUUGAACUCAGGGAGUUAAAUGUGGAGGGAGUCAAACAUGGGAGCAUAAGUGAUUUGUGUGGCGGUAUACCUAGCCUUGUCAUACUUCGAGUAACAGAAGCUUCAGUCCCUACGGAGAACGAAGACACAAAUAAUGAAGCACAAUUUCCCAAUAUGUCCAAUACAAACAGCCUCACCACAUCUAGCUUCAUCAACAACGUCCUGCCUCCACGGCUCGAGUCAUUUAGCUUCAUCAACAAAGCAGAAACUGCAGCCAAGAUAUCUAGCAUCUCCUUCCGGGGUUGUUCUCGGUUAAAGAGUAUACUUCUCAGAGGAAAUUUGGGGAGCCUGGAGGAGCUGGACCUCUCGGGCACAGCAGUGAAAACCCUUGACCUCAGAGAAUAG
Messenger RNA from Triticum turgidum subsp. durum (durum wheat), 1746 nucleotides. The record is from the annotation of a GenBank genome assembly. Lineage: Eukaryota; Viridiplantae; Streptophyta; Magnoliopsida; Poales; Poaceae.